GCUGCCCCGACGAUAUCCAGGAAAAAACACCCAUCCCCAUCCAAUUUUUGCAUGACAAAGAAAGGAGCUUAUGCAUGUUUUGCAUGACAAAUUGGAUGGGGAUGGGUGUUUUUUCCUGGAUAGACGACGGGCUCCUCCUCCUCCUCCUCGUCAUCCUCUGGCGCAGCAGCAGCUUCAGGCACUUCUCGUGCACCAGGAGGAGGUCUUCAACCUGCAAGUAGAUCGCAACCGCAGCAGAAUCAAAUGCAAGAACUCGCCGUCGUGUCAACAGCAUUUGCUCAAGAUCUUCAGUCGUUAGAGUCACUAUCAUCUGGAUCAUCGUCCUCGUC
Messenger RNA from Amoebophrya sp. A120, 329 nucleotides. The record is from the annotation of a GenBank genome assembly. NCBI's taxonomy places the organism in Eukaryota, Dinophyceae, Syndiniales, Amoebophryaceae.